GGUUUUUCUGCCCUGCACGCACCGAGCCUGCGGUUCCUCCUUCCCAUCCCAAAUCCAGCUGCACUGCACCUGAAGAGGCACCCAAUCCUCCAAAAUCUCAGCCGCGAGAGAGGAGGAAGCAAGCCCGCCGCAGCUGCAUUCUGCAUUCUGCAUUCUGCAUUUUUGCAUUCUGCAUUUUGCAUUCGCAUCGUUGCUUUCACGCAGACAUUACGGACCUCCCCAUUAUUUUACCAACCCACCCCCGUGCUCUCCACCGUUCGACACUGUCGCCUGUCGCCUGUCGCCUGUCACUCCUUGGCCUUGUUCCCUCCUUUUGCCUCCUUCUGUUUCUGUGACUUGUUCCAGUCCCAACCCUCUUGCAAUCACCAAAAAACAGUGGACCGGCUGGCGACGGGACCGAACCUCACAGCCCAAACACCGCAUGUCUGGCUCGCAGCACGACACCACCCACCCUCCUUUAUGCCAACCACAGCCAGCCUCGGAAGAGAGCUGAGGUCCACCGCCAGAUAACAACAACCGCCGUCCCGACCGCGGCUGCUGGGCACUGGGUAGGCGCGGCCACGAGAAACGCUGGAAGGACUCAAGGACAGAGGCGCGAGUGGCCGAGGCCUGGCGUCGAGCCUCUUGUUGCUGGUGAACCUCUGCUGUUGUUGGUUGGGUUACUGCAUUGCCUUUUGCUGGCCUCGGAACUUGUUCUGGGACCAGUGGAAGGGCGGGAAACAUCGUAUGCCUCGCGCCUCCUCGGCUAAGCGACAGCAGGGAGCGGCCAGCAAUCGCGACACUCGACACGAGAACGGGCUUGUAGGUCCAGGAAAGCGCAUCGUCAAGCAAAAGAGCAGGAACGAGAUCAGAUCCGAUGGCAGCCCCCGGCCUCACCCACAGUCGUCAUCCUCCGAACACGCCGCUUCCCUGCCGCUCCCCUCGCCUCUCCCGAACUCCUCAGCCACCACCCCGUGUGCAAACGGGCACGCAAAUGGGAACGGCUACCUCCACGGCUCCGACGACAUGUCCCUCGACACUGCCCGCCGGCCCUCGGUAGCCGCCUAUUCCGAGUCCUCCUCCUCCGAGUCCGUCUCUCUCACCACCUCCCAGGCUGCCGCUGAGGAUGCCCACCGCCGCAUCGACGUCAAUGCUGCCAAGAACAACAAUGUCCACCGAGACACCGGCCUCGUCGACCUCGCCUUCACCGUCCUCCGGUCGUGCCCCCUGCAUGACACCAUCGCCAUCCUCAUCAUCCUCAUGCAGCUGUCCCCCGUCGCCCUGUCCAGCAUCUACAUGCUCUUCACCCUCCUGACCUUUGUCCCGCCUGUCACUACUAGCUCCGGCCUCAGCCUCACCGAGAUCUUUGAUGGGCCCGGGGCCCCUAAUUUGUGGACCCUGGUCGGGCUGGACCUGUUUUUCCUCAUCGUCUUCGCCUUCAUGCCCCUGCAGGAUCUGAUCCUGGAUUUUGCACAGGUCGUGAUCGCCAUGACCUUGGGUGGUGGCGCGAGCUCAAGAGCGGGCACCACGCACAACAUCUUCCUUUGUGCCGGUAUCGUUCUGUUCAACCACUUCGGUCAUCACCAGGCCAUCAACAGGUAUUCCAAUUUCAAGACAUUUUUCGGGGGCCACUGGGGCAGCCAGGAUGCCGACGACCUCAAGCCCGUUUCGAUAAGCUACGAGAGGAAAGGGCCAAAGGGGCUCUUCCGGAGCACCUUGGCCAUACAUAUACUUGUACAGGGUGUUGUUCGCUACGUGAGGGAAUGGUAUCUUCGGCGCGAGAAACGCGACCUGCUGUCCCAGAGUCAGUCUGACCCAGAAGCUGGGAAGACACCGACUUUUGCGGGGGAUUCAGCCACGGAUGGCGGGGGCAACCCCCCUCCGGACGUCGCCGAGGCGAACAGACAACUUACAAGUACAACUAUAUCGAACAAAAAAAGGAGAAAACAGAGUCAUCAAGUGCGCGUUCGACAACCGCUUUGGGCAGCUUUGGCGAGCACAAAGAUUGUUAUGGUGAAGGAGUACGAGCUCUCACAUGCGGCAACCGAGUCUGCAGGAUCCAAUGCGACAGACAUUCACAACCUAGGGAACGCCCCUUUCAAUACGCAGCCGGAACAGGUCUGGAUUUGUUAUGUUGGUUGCGACACAGUCUGCUUCAACACAAGCCCUUUCCCGGACCAACCCCCCACUGAAAAUACUGACCAAGAUAGCGAUGGCAAGGGGCCCUCAUACGUGGACACCUCCAAGCCCUUCUAUGUCAAGGUUAACAAUGCUAUCUGGCAGCCAACGCGGAUCAUGCCGAUAGACGAUGGGGAGGAGGAAGGGGUCCAGGGCACGAGGUGGACGGGCGAUAUUUUCGGUCUGACGCCCAUGUCGAAUUAUGAGUGCGAGUUCGUGAGCACUCGUACCGGCAAGGCCAUCUUUUCGACCAGUCUCAGGACCAUUCCGGCGAAGAUCAAGGACAAUGACGCGUUGAAGGCCCCGGCACCUCGUUCUCAGUAUCGGCACCAGUCUCCUGCGACAACCCUGAGAACCUCAAUCGCCGGCCUGGAACAGAAGCUGAAUGAUGAGAAGGCCAGGCUCAAGUCACUCAGGAGGGACAAUAACCGGAAGACGAACGCGCUCAAGAAGGACAUCGACAGGCUGACCUCGGCGGUGCAAUCCGCCGGUGGCAAUGACGAGAAAUUGAGACAGAAGAUCGCACAGAACAUGACACAGCAGAAGCAGGCAGAACAGGCAAUCGCAGAACUUCAGGAGCAGGUCAAGGAAUUGCAGUCGAUCCCGGAGGAAGUUAUGGCAGACUAUCGUAAGAAGCAAGGCCAGUACAAUUCGGAGAAGGGCCAAUUCGACCAGGCCAAGGGCGCGUUCAAGAGCUUCAAAAACUCUGUGGAUCAAGACGCCAAGGCCCUGGACGAUGAGCAGACGAGCCUGCAGGCCAAGCGGACCAAGAUCGCCGCUCGGCUCAACAAGGUUGACGGUGAGCAUGCGCGCAUAACAGAUGCCAAUGCCCGUGGCCUCGAUGAGGCCGACCGCCGCCGGCAAGAGACAGCCGCCUUCGAGAGCGAAGCUGCCCGCAGGGAGAAGGAUUAUGCCGACCGUCUGGCGAUCGCGCGCGCCCACAACGAGGACAAGAAGCAGAACGCAGCCAACAUGGCCACCAUGCUGGCAGGCCUGCUCAAUAACUUCAACCAGGCCGAGUACGCCGCCUUCUACGAGCGACAAGAGGCCGCCGCGUACCACAACGCAGCCUCGCAGUGGCCACAGUACGCGCAAAACCACACGUGGUCCCCCGCAACCUCCGCAGCACUCCCGAACGCGACGCUCGCGACAGCCCCCGCGCCUAAUCAGCUGUUCUCGCAUGGUUCCUUCCCGCAGUACCAGCACCCGUCCCACGUGCCAUUGCCGCGCAAGUCCAGGGGCCGCUCCUCGUCCAUGCUUAGUGACGUGUCCGGGUUUACGCAGUCCACCGAUGACGACAAUGACGGCAGCAACGGCUCCACAAACAACAACAGCAGCGCCUACAUCAACAACGCCAUGAUGAGGGACGGCGGCGGCGCCAGCAGCAGUGCUAUCAACGCCACCGCCGCGCCCUUCCUCCCGCCCUCGCACACGACCACCACCUCGGCGAACCACAGCCCCUUUGGCCAGUACGCGUACCCGGUGGGUGCUAGUACUAGUGCUGGUGGCGACGUGCGGAGCCCGCCUGGCUUCCCGCCGUUCCCCACGCCGGGCGAUGUUGCUCGUAAGGUAUCUGGCCCCGGCUCCAACUCUGGGACCGGGUCUGGAUCUGGGUCUGUGCGGAGCGGUGUUGCGAGCACUGAAGGGAGCAACAAGGAUCCGACUAGCCCUUAUCCUAAGAAGGGCUUGUUGAGUGUCUAGUUCUGCCUGUCUUCGUUCUUGUCGUCUGCGUUGCUGUCUGUGUUUUCGUUGCAUCUUGCGCUCGGCUGCGACUCUCUUCCGCGGUGUUUCCGUCCUGCCAACACCCAGUCACCGUCUCCGUCAGCCUCUCGUCGACUUGGCUGGUGUGAUGAGUGUCUGGGAGUCUCGUGAAAGAAGUGGGUCGGAAUGCUGUUCGUGCCUGUAACAACUGGAUCUGCUGCUGCUGCUCAUGCAUCAUGGGAGGAGCCUAUCUGUGUCGACCGGAAGGAAAGCCCUGGGUGCCCGGGCUUUGGUCUCGGUCUAUGUCUCUGGCCUCACCUUGGAUCUCCGUAGUGCCUAUCUCUGGUGGUGGGCGAAUGUGUCUGUCCAUGUUCAUAGGUAGUUCUGGAUCCCCGUCGUCAGCUAGCUAGCUUAGAGUGUGAGAUUUGGUUGUGCCAAGCAGGGUUGUGUCGAAUGCAAGCUGAAAAGUUUUCUUGUUCUCCUUA
Molecule: messenger RNA, 4343 nt
Organism: Diaporthe batatas
Lineage: Eukaryota; Fungi; Ascomycota; Sordariomycetes; Diaporthales; Diaporthaceae
Exons: 1
Coding region: 727-3858 (1043 amino acids)
Source: RefSeq, a predicted model, not a curated record